Messenger RNA from Durio zibethinus, 756 nucleotides. The record is from RefSeq and is a predicted model, not a curated record. Lineage: Eukaryota; Viridiplantae; Streptophyta; Magnoliopsida; Malvales; Malvaceae.
AUGCUGAAAUUGAGUUAUAAUCAUUUGCCAUCUCAUUUGCAAAGGUGCCUAACUCGUUUGUCAUUGUUUCCAAAGGAUACUAUUUAUGAUACUGAUUAUAUCAUCCAAUUCUGGAUGGCCAUUCGACUUACUGAAAGCCCCAAGCAAAACGAAGAGUGGGAAGAUGUUGGGUUACGAUAUUUCAAAGAAUUAUGGUCGAGGGGUUUUGUCCAAGAUGUCGAGGUUGAAUAUACAUAUUACACAUUUAAAAUCCGUGACCUAAUACAUGAUCUCUUGUCAAAUGUGUCUCAAGAUGACUUUUUAACAAUUUAUCCUCAUACAAUAAAUGCGGCUGAUCAUAUUCGACAUCUGUCAUUUUUGGGUGAUAAUCCAUUGAGAGCUCCACAGUCAUUUUUGAAGAAUUUAAAAGGUGUGCGGACAUUGGUGAUCCUACCUUCUUCAGGAAGAAAUAGGAUAAUUGAGGAACAUUUUGUAAAUGCUUCCAUCUUGAAUUUCAAGUUCCUGCGGCUACUUGAUCUCUCCUAUUCAUUUUUGGAAGUAUUGCCCAAUUCCGUUGGCACCUUGAAGCAUUUAAGAUAUCUUGACUUAUCCAGGUGUUAUAGAAUGAGCAAGCUUCCUCGUUCUAUCUAUAAGCUUCAAAGCUUGUUGACAUUAAGAUUGUUGGAUAUUGAUUGCCAAUUGCAACUGCCUCGCAAUUUGCAAAGUUUGGUCAAUCUCAGAUUCCUAGAUCUAACCGAGAUUCUCAUGGGAAAUUAA